AAAAGGCUUUAUCAGUAUUAUCAUGCUGACUAGUGACGGGUGACGACUUAUGAAAUGAUGACUACAUAAAAAAAAAAUUUAAAAACCCUUCAAGAGUUAUGGAGUAUUGAAAUUUGAACUUUGAAGUGAUUUAAUAGAUGUGAACCAUGGGCAUUCGUUUUUUUGGACCAAUAACACUCAUGAAAAUCACGAGCAGAAUGAAGCCUAUGUACAUUGCAGGACCAUCGUGAAGUUUUAUAAUAUAUAUACUUAAAUUUUUAUUUCAUUAUUUUAUUAUAUUGAUGAUAUAAGAUUCUAUAAUAAUCAUGAGGUGUUUAGCUCUGAAGUUAUUCCAAAGCAAUGGGGUAAUGUACAAAUAUUAUUCUGUGAUCUUUAUAUUUUUGUUUGGAGCACUGUCAAGUAUUGUUUUUAAUAAAUACUGGAACUACACUCUGUACGUUGAUGAUCAAACCAGACAUCUGAUUGUACGCCGCCCUUUUUCUAUUAUUGAUUUUGAUGAUCAUGAAUAUUUUGAUUCGAAUCAAGACGCCCACGAACUAAUCAUCAGAGAAACAGAUGUGCAUGUUGUGUCUGAUCAAGAUAAUGUGGAAGCGUUAAUGUCACUGAUUGCUGCCAACGAGAUGAAAUCAAUGGGUAAAGGUGAAAAAGCGUUAAAACUUAUCGAACAUGGUAUUGCACUUGCUCCAAAAAAUCCUGAUUUAUUAAAUGGUUAUGGUGAACUUAUUGAAACACUUCGAGAUGACAUUUUAACAGCCGAUCAGAUGUAUUAUCAGGCACUUAUAUAUAGUCCAAAACAUAAAGAAGCAUUAAUCAAUCGUAAAAGAACUCAAAUUAUUGUUGAUGAUUUGGAUUGGCAACAGCUCAAGCGUAUUGACGAAAAAAGAGAUAAAAUGGCUUUAAUAUCAGAUUCUAAUAUGGCUCUUAGAAGAGCAAAAAAAGAAGCAUAUUUUCAGCACAUUUAUCAUACUGUUGGCAUUGAAGGAAAUAGAAUGUCUUUAUCAGAAACUAGGUCUAUUUUAGAAACUAGAAUGGCCAUUGGUGGUAGAAGUAUUGCUGAACACAAUGAGAUAAUAGGUCUAGAAGCAGCUCUUAAGUACAUAAAUGCAACAUUAAUCAAUCGACUUGGUAAUAUAUCUGUUGAUGAUAUUUUGGAAAUUCAUAAACGAGUAAUGGGAUUCGUUGAUCCUUUAGAAAGUGGAGUUUUUCGUCAAACACAAGUAUUUGUUGGUGGCCAUGUUCCUCCGGGACCAUCUCAUAUUGGAACAUUAAUUGAAAAUUUUUCUUUAUGGCUCAAUUCUGAAUCUACUCUCAGACUGCAUCCUGUAAGAUUUGCAGCUCUGGCACAUUACAAAUUAGUACAUAUACAUCCAUUUACUGAUGGUAAUGGACGAACUUCACGUCUGCUGAUGAAUAUGAUUUUAAUGCAAGCUGGCUAUCCACCAGUUAUUAUACCAAAAGGAGAAAGACAUAAAUAUUAUCGAACUUUGGAAUUCGCAAAUAAAGGAGACAUUAGGCCAUUUUUGAGGUUUAUUGCUGAAUGCACUGAAAGAACAUUAAAUCAUUUUUUAUUGUCUACUACAACCGAAUUUUCAACUGACAUUCCAGAAUUAGAUUAUGAUAAUAUAAUUAUAAAUGAAUCUUAAUUUUGUCCUAAGUCUAAAAAUGUAUCAGUCACAAAAUUUAUUGAAAGUGAAAUUGGUGUAGUAUUGUAAAUAUAUACAAAAUUGUAUUUAUACUAAACAUUUAAGUCAAUUUUAUAUACAUUUUCUGAUGUAUAUUUUUAAUCUCAAUAUAACUAUGUAUAAAGUCUUUGAUGACUAUGUUAUUAAUUAAACCUAUACUCUAUCCAGCAAGAGAACGCGGGCCAAACAAAAUCAGUUUUUCUACGCAUCCCAAAACUUCACCUUGUUAUAUGGAAACCGGUUUUGAUAGCAGGGUAAUGCAAGAGGAUGCGCAGAAUUGGUGUAUUCUCUUGCUGGACAGAGUAUAGAACGUUAAAUAUAUUCCUCUUAUUAUUUAAUA
Molecule: messenger RNA, 2022 nt
Organism: Aphis gossypii (cotton aphid)
Lineage: Eukaryota; Metazoa; Arthropoda; Insecta; Hemiptera; Aphididae
Gene: Fic
Product: protein adenylyltransferase Fic
Exons: 7
Coding region: 306-1643 (445 amino acids)
Molecular function (GO): protein binding
Source: RefSeq, a predicted model, not a curated record